GACGGUCGUUGGAACCGCUAUAAUUCAUCGGCCCAUUCUCCAAUUCACAGGAAAAGAAAUUCUACGGUUUUCUCUCUCUACUCAACUCAAUCAAUACUGAUUUUCUCUCUCUAGCGGAAAAAGAAAUUCUCCGAAUUCUGAAAACUUUUCGUCCGUAUCCAAAAAUAUUCUUCCACACUACCAUUCUCAUCUGACACAAAAGAAGCAAACGCAAUUAUUGCGCAAUAUCGGCGAUUUCUAGGAUUUGAAAUUUUGCUCCUUUUUUGAUUGACGCGGCGAUGUCGUUGAGGCCGAACGCGAGGACGGAGGUCCGCCGGAGCCGGUACAAGGUGGCGGUGGACGCGGAGGAGGGACGGCGGAGGCGGGAGGACAACAUGGUGGAGAUCCGGAAGAAUAGAAGAGAGGAGAAUUUGCUGAAGAAGCGGCGGGAGGGGCUUCAAGCUCAGCAGUUACCGUCUGCAGUCAACGUUCCGCAGCUUGAUAAGAAGUUAGAAAGUCUUCCCACGAUGAUUGCUGGUGUUUGGUCCAACGAUGGUCCACAGCAACUGGAGUCCACAACUCAGUUCCGUAAACUUCUUUCAAUAGAGCGAAAUCCGCCGAUUGAGGAAGUAAUACAGUCUGGAGUUGUUCCUAGGUUUGUGGAGUUUCUUGCAAGAGAUGAUUAUCCUCAACUUCAGUUUGAGGCAGCAUGGGCCCUCACGAACAUUGCCUCUGGAACAUCUGAUAACACCAAGGUUGUGAUUGAUCAUGGUGCUGUCCCAAUAUUCGUGAGACUUCUUACUUCUCCUAGUGACGAUGUUCGUGAGCAGGCAGUCUGGGCUUUAGGAAACGUCGCAGGUGACUCACCUAAAUGCCGUGAUCUGGUUCUUGGUUAUGGGGCUUUAAUGCCAUUAUUGUCACAAUUUAGUGACCAAUCUAAGCUAUCCAUGUUGAGAAAUGCAACAUGGACUCUAUCGAACUUUUGUCGGGGAAAGCCACAACCUCAGUUUGAACAGGUGAAGCCAGCCCUCCUUGCUCUUACUCUUCUUAUUCAUAUAAAUGAUGAAGAGGUCCUAACAGAUGCAUGCUGGGCACUUUCAUAUCUAUCUGAUGGUGUUAAUGAGAAAAUUCAAGCUGUGAUUGAGGCUGAUGUUUGUCCUCGUCUCGUGGAGCUUUUACUACACCCAUCACCAUCUGUUUUGAUACCUGCCCUGCGAACUGUUGGCAAUAUUGUGACUGGUGAUGAUGUCCAGACUCAGGUCAUCAUUGAAAAGGGGGCUCUUCCUUGCCUGCUUAACUUGUUGACACAAAAUUAUAAGAAAAGUAUCAAGAAAGAAGCUUGUUGGACCAUCUCAAACAUCACAGCAGGAAAUAGGGACCAGAUCCAGGCUGUGAUUGCGGCUGGUAUAAUUUCGCCUCUCCUUGCUCUACUUCAAAAUGCUGAAUUUGAGAUAAAGAAAGAGGCUGCAUGGGCUAUUUCAAAUGCUACUUCUGGUGGAACUCCCGACCAGAUCAAGUUUUUGGUUGGUGAGGGAUGUAUAAAGCCUCUAUGCGAUCUUCUAGUUUGUCCUGAUCCAAGAAUUGUCACGGUCUGCUUGGAAGGCCUUGAGAACAUUCUUAAGGUUGGCGAAACUGAGAAGAACCAAGGUAACACCGGAGAUGUGAAUGUCUAUGCUCAGAUGAUUGAUGAUGCAGAAGGUCUAGAGAAGAUUGAAAAUCUUCAAAGUCACGACAACAAUGAAAUCUAUGAGAAGUCUGUGAAGAUUCUUGAAACAUAUUGGUUGGAAGACGAUGAUGAACAGGUCAUGUCUGGAGAUGCUACGCAGCAAUCUGGGUUCAACUUUGCAAUUGGCGACCUACCUGUUCCAACGGGGGGCUUUAAAUUCGGCUGAAGGAAGUUCAUGAGGAUCUUGAAUGAAUGUCCUGUGGAUCUGGCUGGUUGAGUUUUGUCUGGAGUCUGGUCGGCUGUCGGUCUUUAUGUUUUUUAACGUAUGGUAAUGCCACUUGUGGUGGAUGACAGACGACGUCAAUGGUGUCUUUUGCCCUCUUAAGAAGGUGGUUGGAUACUAGAAAGGGGUUGUCUGGUGGCCGUCAAGACAGUAUGUCACGUUUUUUUGUCUGCAGAGAACCAUUUGCAAAAUCCAAGUCCUCUUUUUUCCUUAUAUUACCCUUUUUUUUGUUCUGCAAUGGUAGCAGGAAUCUUAUGUAUAUUAUAUGGAAAACAUUUUCCAUGCCCGCCAGAGUAAAUAAAGUUGAAAUCGAGUCGUUUUUA
This is a messenger RNA of Salvia miltiorrhiza (redroot sage), 2251 nucleotides long. RefSeq names its product importin subunit alpha-like. The transcript has 11 exons. NCBI's taxonomy places the organism in Eukaryota, Viridiplantae, Streptophyta, Magnoliopsida, Lamiales, Lamiaceae. The record is from RefSeq and is a predicted model, not a curated record. Bases 279 to 1871 code for a protein of 530 amino acids. Gene Ontology annotation, molecular function: protein binding; nuclear import signal receptor activity. Gene Ontology annotation, cellular component: cytoplasm; nucleus. Gene Ontology annotation, biological process: NLS-bearing protein import into nucleus.